AAAGCCGGGGACCACCCUCGGAGGCACUCUUCGGAACGGGCUCGCCGUCCCCGCUGCCGACUCUUCCCCUCCAUGCGGCUAGGAACUGUACAGUAGCCCCAAAAGCAACCCCCACACAAAAAGCCAUGGGGUCUCCAGGCAGCGUGGGGAAGGAGGGACCCCUUCUGCUCACAGUGCUGGUAUCAACAAUGGUGCUAUCUCCAUCCUUGGCUAUUAACGUUUACACGGCCAGUGAAGUCCACGGCACAGUGGGCUCCAAGGUGACCCUUUCCUGUACCUUUUGGUCGAACGAAUGGAUCUCCGAUGACAUUUCUGUCACCUGGCACUUUCAGCCCGAGAGUAGCCGAGACGCCAUUUCGAUAUUUCACUAUGCUAAAGGCCAGGCUUACAUAGACAACGUUGGUGUCUUCAAGGAUCGAAUCGAAUUCAUCGGGAACCCUCGUUGGAAAGACGGCUCCAUCAUCGUCCACGACCUGGAAUACACCGAUAACGGCACUUUUACCUGCGAUGUUAAGAAUCCCCCUGACAUUGUGGGAAAGUCGUCCCAAGUUAUGCUCUAUGUCUUUGAAAAUGUCCCUACUCGGUAUGGCGUGGUGUUGGGGGCCGUCAUUGGGGGAGUCCUCCUUGUGGUCCUGGUUGUCUUGGUGAUAGCUUAUCUCAUCCGGUAUUGCUGGCUCAGGAGGCAAGCCACGCUGCAGCGGAGACUCAGCGCCAUGGAGAAAGGCAAGCUGAGGCUGGGCAAAGAUUCUUCGAAAAGAGGCCGUCAGCCUCCCGUCCUGUACGCCAUGCUGGAUCACAGCCGCUUCACCAAGUCGGUGAGUGAGAAGAAAUCCAAGGGAGGCCUGGGGGAGUCCCGCAAAGAUAAGAAAUAGCGGUUAGCCAGCAGAGAAGGUACCCAGAAGAAAGCGGGCGAUAAGAAGGUCAUCAUGACCAUCGAGAUGGAACUGAAGAGGGACCAGCUCGAGGCGGAGGGCCUCAAGCCCGCUGUCAAGUCUCCCAGCAAGAACAGUCUCAAAAACGCGCUCAAGAGCAUCAUCAAAAGUGAUUCGGAAAAGUAAUCUGAAGCGUGUGGCGGGGGGAAUGAUCCUAGCCUCUCUCUGGGGGCCCGGGAUGCGUUCCCCUCCGCCAGCCCUCUUGGCUUCGUACUACGCACACUCUUUCCUUAGCCCGACUGGUGGAGGGCUGAUGGGAAUUUUGGCGUCCGGAAAUCGGCUCAGUCUCUGGCCCUCUUUGACGGAAAUUUUAGCAAAACAUUUGGUGCGUCCAUGGAAGAACAAGGAGAGCUGAGGUUGGGUGAUCACCGCUUACUAUUCAACCGAUGUCCUUUCUCCAGGUUAGGAGUAUUUUCCUCCAUUGAGUCCAGAAACGGACCACUUAAAAGUCUGGGGACACCAUGAUAUCCCAGUUUUGGUAGAGUGAACCCCACAGCCUCGUGUCCCCACUCUCCAGAGCUCUUCCUGUGAGGGAGUGAGAAGUCCCCAAGUAACCCCCCCCCCCAUGGCCACAGCCUCUGUGUGAAAGCUGGACUUCCAGUCCACGCAAACACAAAACAGACAGGUUGUUUUACCUCUCCCUUUCCCCAUGGAGCAUCGAUUUUCCAUUUCAGAAGGACCUUCUUCAACCUGAGACACCAGGGUCCCAAAUUCCCAUCAGCCACUAGGCCUGGUACAAGACCAUGAGGACUAGCUAACCUAGUGUCCCAUCCCCAAAGUAUCUCCCUCAAAAACCCCAGUGUCUUCAGCAUUGGCACAAAAGAGACACACCCCAAGAAAAAGUGGUACCUUCUACUGCUCAGACAUCUGUGAGAUAACCCUCUUCUGCUCGGUGAGCCGAGCACAGGUGUAAUUUUUCUUUUUCUUUUUAAUCCAAGGACCAAAUAUAUGUAUGCAUGUCUUUGAGAUUCAGAAGGAUGGUUUAAUUCAGAGAUCAUGGCGUUCCACCGUCGAUUGCUUACUUCUCUUAGGAACUCAGUCCUGAUUUAUGGGUACUCUAAGCUCAGUGGGGGAACAAAAGGGAUAUGGGUGAAAAUGGAUGUUUUUUGUUGUUUCGAUUUGUUUUUUGAAAUGGCUAUCCUGUUUUGCCAGUACUUCGUCCUUGCCUGCUUUCACACUUGGGCAAACUCUUCUUGUCCCAUUCCUGGGGAAAAUACUGUACCAUUUAUUCAGCACAGAAUUUCCUUUAGGCAAAUUUGGAUGUCCCAAACCGGGUGAAACAUCUGAGGAAUUUUGCAGGCAGUAAGAAAACUGUCGCGGGCUGCCCACAAAAUUUCUUAGGGAGGGGUGUCACCCAUCUCCAGGCCAGCCCCAAAUUUUGCCAAAAUCGAAAUCCUGGGCCAGCUGUGAAGGAAACUGGGCAAAAAGCAUCGGAGGAAUUCUGGAGGAAAGCUUUCAAAACCUUGAUCAGAAGAUAUCCACUGGCGGGUGCCUACACAUCUGUUCCAAAAUCACACAAACGUCUCAGUAUCGCCCUCUAACCACACCUUGGAUUCCGUCGAGGUGAAUUAAGCCAUCCUUGCAGAAAGCCCUUCCAAAAGUGUUAUUAGUACUUGAUUAACUAUUGAUCUAUUUCUGGCUAGCGUGUCUUUCUCUCUUCCCUGUGACCGAUCUCCACAUGACGUCACAAGGCUAACAGCCCUUAUUUUGCCUUCCCAUUUCUCUCGACCCACACGUCUGGUGGCCUGCCCUCUUCCCUUCCCAGAUUAAUUCCUCCAUGACAACAAUUCUGUCAGCCUGACAGCCUCCAAGUACAAAUUUUCCGGAGGGUGACCGGUCCACGAGUCCAACAGAAAGCACCGUACUACUGAGGGUUUUAUCCCAUCUUUCACCUCAAUUUGGACACAGUCCUGUACUUUCCGCUGUACACUUCCACUCUUCCCAUGAGCUUACAGAAACUCCCUUCCCGCUACUGGGUGGGGAAGCUCACCGCAUCAACACACGACGCUACAGAAAUGUACAUAGCAAGCCAUGCACGCUCCCUUUCCGUGUAGCCUGUAACGUCUGCAAAAACUCCUAGAAGACUAAACAGAAUUUUUUAAAAUGUUAUGUAUGGUGAUAUAUUUCCUUUUUCUUCGCAGGGUUGGUGGGAGGGGGCUUUCUCAGCGUUGUGUACAUUCUCAAAAACUGCAGCAGCAACCAAAAAUGACACCAUUAAAAAAAUCUUAA
Messenger RNA from Varanus komodoensis (Komodo dragon), 3161 nucleotides. RefSeq names its product myelin protein zero (gene MPZ). NCBI's taxonomy places the organism in Eukaryota, Metazoa, Chordata, Lepidosauria, Squamata, Varanidae. The transcript has 6 exons. Gene Ontology annotation, cellular component: membrane. Gene Ontology annotation, biological process: myelination. The record is from RefSeq and is a predicted model, not a curated record. The coding region runs from base 126 to 872 and encodes 248 amino acids.